Molecule: messenger RNA, 864 nt
Organism: Fusarium tjaetaba
Lineage: Eukaryota; Fungi; Ascomycota; Sordariomycetes; Hypocreales; Nectriaceae
Product: HETS
Exons: 1
Coding region: 1-864 (287 amino acids)
Source: RefSeq, a predicted model, not a curated record
AUGGCUGAGAUAUUUGGCACUGUCGCUGGCGCCAUAAGCAUGGCUGGCCUAUUUAACAACUGCGUCGAUUGUUUCAACUACAUCCAGAUCGCUAAACAUUUCAGCCAAGACUUCUCGCGCUAUCAACUCCGGCUCGACGUCGCCAAAUGCCGACUAGCAAGAUGGGGAGCAUCAAUCAACAUCAACAAUGACCGACGAUUUAGUUUGACCGAUCCAGCCGAUCCCACGGUUGUUCUCGCUCAAGGCAUUCUAGAAGAAAUAGUGGCCAGAUUUGAGGCCGCGUACAAGGUCUCCAGACGCUACAAACCCAGAACGGGAGAGGAGGGUCUGAGUAUUUGCACGGAAGCAGAUCUUGGCGCUGUUUCGCAGCGUGUGCAUAGUCGUUUCGACGUGUUUACUAAACAGCGAUAUAAGAGUCUGGGAUUGAUGAAAAAGACUGGCUGGGCACUCUAUGAUAAGAACUAUAUGGGAAGAGUGAUUGAGGACAUUAUCGCGUCAAUUGAAGACUUGGAGAAGGUUUUUCCUGGCACCUCACAGGUCGCGAGUCAAUUAGUCGAGAUGGAGAUUGAGGAGGUAAAUGACGAGCAGGAAUUGGAAGUGAUCCACGAUGCCGCUGAAGGGUUAGACCCUUUGUUGUCUGAUGCCUCCAAGAAUAAGAUCAUGGAAAUCGCUGGCAAAAACACUGCUGGAAAGAUCACUGGACCAGGAAUGGUCAACGUCGGCAACUCAUUUGUAACAGGGUCGUUCUCAAAUUCACAGGGGAUUCGGGUUAGUACAGUCAAUCAUGUGGAUGAGGUUAAUACUACAGAGUCAUCAAGAGUUAAUGUUGGUAAUACCUGGGGUGGCAAGGGGUUUUGGGAUUGA